GACCCAUACCCGUGUCGACCCUGUAGUCCUAUAUAAACUGAUCGACGAAGGAACAAAGUCAGAUUCUCACAGCUCACAAGCUACAUAUCAUAUCCCCGUAUUUCGACACUACCCUACCGUUACAACCGUACCAAAAUACCCGUAUAAAUAAUUGAGGAAAAAAAGAGGCAAGAAAGAUAGAAAAGAAAAGAAGACUAGCUUGCACCAAAAAAAAAAAAAAGAAGACUAGACACUAAAAACCGUAGUAGCUUAGCGGCGUUGCUUUUUCGGAGUACUUGAAAUGGUGGAGAAGCAAUCUAACGGAUACAACAAUCACAGAAACACACACAAGACAGCCAAAUUGAACUGAGAGAGAAACAAACAAAGAAAACAAAGAGAGAGAGAGAGAAAAAAAAGACAUUGACCGCCAUUAAAACCCACUUUCCUUUUUUUUAUCACUCCCAAACAUAUUCUUCUCAUUUCCUUUCUCUUUCUCUCUUUCUCUCAAUUUUUCACUUUAGCGUGGCAACACUGAAAGGAAAAGAAUACUCUUUUAAGAACUUAAAAGCAACCAAUUCCAGUGUUUGUGCCUCAUUUUCUCUACAGUUCCUCCAAUCCGGUUCGGUUGGUCCGGUGCGGUUCGGUCCGGUUCAAUUGGAUCAUGGAGCAAACCACUCUCGAAGCCAUUCAGUUCAACGAGGAAAUCCAAGGUCUCAUGGCUGCUCCGGCGCCGGAAACCGCCAAUUCCUUCACCGCGCUGCUCGAGCUUCCCCCGACGCAGGCCGUCGAACUCUUCCACUCGCCGGAGCGCGCCGGGAAACCGCCGCGCCACAGUCCCAAAUCCUAUCCGUUGACCUCCUUCGCCGCCUCCGCAUCCGCCCCCGCCACCGCCACCGCCAACGCCAACCUCACCUUUCCCUCCAACGCCGCGCUGAUCGAUCGCGCCGCCAGGUUCUCCGUCUUCGCCGGCCAGAGCUCGAACUCGAACUCGCCGGAGGUGAAGCGAGAGCUGCCGGAGACCGAUUCCAACCCGAGCUCCACUCACGGCGGCGGCGGCGGAGGCUCCGUCUCCGAUCUCGCCGUGGAGAACCAGAAUCUGAAAACUGCGAAGAGGAAGGAGCGAGAGAAGAAGGUUAAAGCGUCGUCGAAGAAGAGCAAGAGCGUCGCCGCCGCCGACGAGAUUUCCGGCGACGGCGAGAAGCUUCCGUACGUUCACGUUCGAGUUCGUCGAGGUCAAGCCACUGAUAGCCAUAGCUUAGCAGAAAGGGCUAGGAGAGAGAAGAUAAAUGCUCGGAUGAAGCUUUUACAAGAGCUGGUCCCGGGUUGCAACAAGAUAUCGGGAACGGCAUUGGUUCUGGAUAAAAUCAUCAACCAUGUGCAAUCUCUACAGAAUGAAGUGGAGAUAUUAUCAAUGAAACUGGCAGCAGUUAACCCAGUAAUUGAUUUCAACCUCGACAGCUUACUGGCUACUGAAGGAGUGACUCCAAUGGACUGUAACUUCCCUCCGACAGUUGCACCUGUCAUGUGGCCAGAAAUCCCACAGAACGGAAACAGACAACAAUAUCAGCAACCAUGGCCGUUUGAUGCACUCCACCAACCCCUUUGGGGGAGGGAAGAAGACAACACUAAUUUCAUGACUCCAGAAAACUCACUCUUGAGUUAUGACUCAUCGGCAAAUUCAGUAUCUCUGCAUUCAAAUCAGUUGAAGAUGGAGCUCUAAAGGGAAACUACAAAGGUGGUGGUACCAGUAGCAAUUAGCCUAUUAGUGUAUAUAACAAAUAUAGUAUUAGCAAUUAGUCAUGAUUUGAGCAGCCUCAACAUUCAGCAGGUUUUCCCUAACUCUAUUUUGUCAGAGUCAGUUGGAAACCUGGAUUUUAUUCAGCCAGCAAGGAAGAAGAAUUGGUAUGCUAUUUUUAUUUAAUAUAUUACUAUCACUAUGUAUACUAACUAUAGUAAUCAUUCAAUCUUUCAAGUGAUUGAUUGAUUUAGAUUGUAAAAUCAUUGAACGAACUAUUACUGAACUAUCAUUGAAGUUUGUUGCUUUGUUCAUCGAAUGCUACUUAGAUGGUUGGUUCUUUCUCA
Messenger RNA from Glycine soja, 2061 nucleotides. Its product is annotated as transcription factor bHLH48-like. The transcript is spliced from 7 exons. The record is from RefSeq and is a predicted model, not a curated record. Gene Ontology annotation, molecular function: DNA-binding transcription factor activity; protein dimerization activity. NCBI's taxonomy places the organism in Eukaryota, Viridiplantae, Streptophyta, Magnoliopsida, Fabales, Fabaceae. Gene Ontology annotation, biological process: regulation of DNA-templated transcription. Gene Ontology annotation, cellular component: nucleus. Bases 641 to 1699 code for a protein of 352 amino acids.